UACAGUAGUUUACAUAUGAUCUAAUACUGCCUCACUCGGCAUCAGUUGCAAGUCGGCAGCUUGUUCAGUCUUGAGCACUAGCUAAACAACAAAUUAUAUUAUUAUUACAAUUCGGAGAAAAAUUAUUGGAAGUUCUCUGGACGAAGAAAAUCUACCAAGCACCAAAAAGCAGAUGAGGAAGGUGUAGCCGGACGCGCUCAGUAGGUGUACAUACAAUUGAGGAGAAAAAUACUGAAGCAUUUCCAUGGCCGUGGUGCUUCCCCGCUACAGAUGAUGAGGUGCUGCUGCUGUGGCUGAUGAAUUGAAGCAAAUUAUGGCACCGGCUUCAAACUCCAUCCUCUCCCCACAGGGGGAGGUCAUCACCUCUAUGAACCAUGCCCACCAAAUCCACGCUCACAUCGUCAAGAAUGGCGGCACCCAAUGCAACACACUCCCUCUCACUAAGCUGCUAAGUUUCACUCCACUCUCCAGCUGUGGAGAUAUCCGCUGUACCAACUUGAUCUUCACCUCCAUGAACAGCCCCACCACCUAUCUCUGCAAUGCCAUUAUCAGGGGCUAUGCAGGAAGCACCACCCCGGAGAAAUCCAUCCUUCUCUUCUGCGCCUUGAGGGAACUGGGAGUGAAGCCUGAUCACUUCACCUACACAUUUCUUCUCAAAGCCUGCAGCAGUCUGCGGGCUACUGCUGAAGGGAAGCAGAUCCAUGGGCUCGUCUGCAAGGCUGGUUUGGUCUGUGAUUGCUAUGUUCAGAAUUCUCUGAUACAUAUGUACUGCAGGGGAAGCGAAUUGUCUGCCGCCCGCCAAGUGUUUGCCAAGAUGCCCGAGAGAGAUGUGGUUUCUUGGACGUCAAUGAUGAGUGGCUACGUCGCCAAUGACCGUUCCCUCGAUGCUCUGCUAUUGCUUAAGCAGAUGGAAGCCGAUGGCUUGGUGCCGAACGAGGCAACAGUUUUGGCUGCUCUGAGGGCUUGUGCUGAUUUAGGUGCACUGAGCGUUGGCCGGAAACUCCAUGACUUCAUUCGACGAAAGGGGUUCGACUCCAACGCGAGGGUAGUCACUGCGUUGAUUGAUAUGUAUGCUAAAUGCGGACGGAUAGACUUGGCUUCGGAGGUUUUCGAUGGGUCGCCUCGGGUUGAUGUUUUCUCAUGGACUGCCAUGAUUUCUGGGCUAGCCAUCCAUGGGCUAUGUGAAAGUUCAUUAGAAUGUUUUGCCAGGAUGCAGAGUCUUGAGAUACAGCCAGAUGAGAUGACUCUUACUGCAGUCUUAGCAGCUUGCAGAAAUGCAGGGUGGGUUAGUGAAGGCAUGAAACUUUUUGAAAGUAUGGAGGCAAGUUACGGCGUGAUUCCGACCAUACAGCACUAUGGAUGCAUAGUCGACCUCCUUGCACGAGCUGGGCAGCUUGAAGAAGCUGAGAAGCUAAUUGAAGCCAUGCCCAUGGAGGCAGACGCAGUCCUGUGGCGCACCCUUGUCUGGGGCUGUAGGCUCCAUGGUGAUAUAGCCAGAGGAGAAAGAUUGGUGAAGCAGAAACUUCUGGCUCAUGAAACAGAUGAUAGUGGAAAUUAUGUUCUGCUCUGCAAUCUUUAUGCAUCUGCGAAAAAAUGGCAGGAGAAAGCAAGAGUGCGGAAGCUCAUGAAGGCCCGCAAGAUCGAAAAACCACCAGGAACAAGCAUGAUAGAGGUGAAUGGUACAAUACAUGAGUUUCUAGCUGGUGACUCUGAGCAUCCAGAAGCAGGGAAAAUAUACGCGAAAUGGGAUGACAUUGCAGAGAGGUUGAGAUUAGAAGGUCACCACCCAAAAAUCUCGGAAGUCAUGCUUGAUAUAGAAGAUGAGGGAAAGGUCUUAUCGCUGCACCACCACAGUGAAAAAUUGGCCAUUGCUUUUGGGCUGAUCAAGACCAAUCCGGAUGAAAGAAUUCUCAUUGUGAAGAAUCUGCGAUCUUGUGAAGAUUGCCACAGUUCGAUGAAACUCAUAUCUAAGAUCUAUAGGCGGGAGAUCAUCAUCCGUGAUAGAAUUCGGUUUCACCAUUUCAAGAAUGGUAGCUGCUCCUGUAAAGAUUUCUGGUAACAAGAAAUUUCCUGCCCUGCACAGACCAAUAAGAAGGUUGUAGCAUUUACAGAAGCAGGAAUGCAGGGGGAGAAAUCCGACAUAACACGGUUAAGGAGAAAAAUAGCAUAUUCUUGUCAUGUCAUGCAUAGAAUUAAUUCAUUCCUUGUUGAAAAAGAGGAAAUCUCAAAAAAAAAAAAAUCGUGAUUAAUAACGAGCUUUCAGAAAAAGAACUCGUAACAUUAUUGUGAUUGCAACACUCUUUCUAGUGCUUAUUUAUGCUUCAGUCCCAAAAUUAUUGCCCUUUGCUCGUGCAGAUAC
Molecule: messenger RNA, 2359 nt
Organism: Nymphaea colorata (pocket water lily)
Lineage: Eukaryota; Viridiplantae; Streptophyta; Magnoliopsida; Nymphaeales; Nymphaeaceae
Product: pentatricopeptide repeat-containing protein At4g21065-like
Exons: 1
Coding region: 314-2059 (581 amino acids)
Biological process (GO): RNA modification
Molecular function (GO): protein binding; RNA binding; zinc ion binding
Source: RefSeq, a predicted model, not a curated record